UGCUGAUUUAUUCCGAUAUACGGACUGCUCUACGGUGGUCUUUGCAAUCCUACUCUCAUUACUUGGACAAGUAUUCGAGACUUCAGCAGAGAAUGAACAGGAUGGUGAAAGUGAUAUUGUCAAAGUCACUGUUCGAUCGAUCAUGGGCACAUCAAUCACUACUUCGUGGUCACGACCGGAAUACCAAUUCGAUUUCUACAAGCUGGAAAUGACUGAGGAUAAACUCGACGCCAAUGGCCGAACGUACCGUGCAAAUUUGGGGUCUUGUGGAAUCAGCAAGUAUGCUCGCAACGAAACCGUAACUUCUUGUGGUGACUUCGAAGGUUGCACACAUGUGAACCUAGAGAUUUUCGCGUACAGCCACGGGCCGCCCGAUCACGCAAGGCUCGUGAGUGGAGUAGAAGGCAUAUUUGUACCCGGUCAAGAUCCCGAUCCUCCGUCAAACCUAUCAAUGGUGCAGAUAUCAUCCGCAACUACGCGUCUCCAUUGGGAACCUCCUGUUAAAUUGCAUGGAAGAUUCCACGGAUACACCAUAAAGAAAUGCGAGAAGUUUACUUCAUGUGAACGAGGAGAAAGCAUGCAUGCUUGCUCCGAAAGCCACACGCUUGAAGAAUGGCUGGACAUUAUUAACUACAUCAACAGCAAACUUUGCGUGCUGGUGAUAGCAAGGGCAAGAUGCAGAUCACAAACAUUAAGCAGUCGGCCACUGGUUGGAAAACUUACAAACAUUUCAUUUGGUAAGGAUGCACAUUUCUUCUAUAUAUGAGUGAUCUCGUGUCUGAGAGAGGGCG
Rhipicephalus microplus (southern cattle tick) is the source of this 791-nucleotide messenger RNA. RefSeq names its product tenascin-R-like. Lineage: Eukaryota; Metazoa; Arthropoda; Arachnida; Ixodida; Ixodidae. Gene Ontology annotation, molecular function: protein binding. The record is from RefSeq and is a predicted model, not a curated record.